UUCCUUUCUAUCUAAAAUUUUGAAUCUGUCCUGGACGGGACAUCAACGAGAAGAAUACUACUGACGAAUGAAAAAUUGCUGAUAAAAUCGUGCUUCACGGGAAAUUUGGGGGAUAAUAUUUGCAAAAAGUAUGUAUAUCGGUGGGAGAGGAUGAGGCUAGAUGUGUGAGUGUACAGUCACGUAGGAGUGAGGUUGCAGCCUCUGCCGAUAUGAGUAUACACAUAUAUAUGCAACGUUUGUGGCAGAUGUGAUACAGUCACAGCGCGGCCACCAUGGAGCAGACGGCAAAGACACCAGCGGGGAGCAGCGAGCUUUUCUGCAGAAACUGUAUGAAGGAGACGCAUGAGAGGGAGGCGGAGGAGGUGGAGGGGUGUGUUCCAAGGUGGCUGGAGGGGCGAGUCACCAGGAACGGUCCCGGCAUGACCAAGGUCGGCAGCACACACUACGACCAUCUCUUCGACUCCCUCGCGAUGCUGCACCAGUUCACCAUUCACAAAGGCGGCCGAGUUACCUACACUUCCAGGUUUCUCCGCAGUGAUUCGUAUACCAAGAACACAGAGGCCAACAGGAUCGUGACCACGGAGCUGGGUACGGUGGGCUACCCGGAUCCCUGCAAGACUAUGUUUCACCACCUUGUCACUACCUUCUUUAAGCUGCCUGUGCCCGCCAAUGUCAUGUCCGACAACUGCCUAGUGAACGUGUGCCAAGCCAAGGACCAGAUGUUUGCCCUCACCGAGACUUGCUUCCUGCGGCGGGUCGAUCCUGAAUCCCUGGAGACUUUCGAGAAGAAGGAGGACAUCAGCAACUACGUGGCAGUCAAUAUGGCGACGGCACACCCACACAUCGAACCAGAUGGGACUGUAUACAACCUUGGUAGUUCCUUCUCGCUGAUCAACGGCCCCGAGCUGCGUAUUGUUCGCUUCCCCGAGGGCAAUCUGGAGGGCGCCAGCGUGGUGGGUACGGCAAGUAGCAGGUGGCGCACGGCAUUUCCCUACGUGCACAGCUUCGCCAUGACGGAGAACUACUGGGUAGUGGGCGAGCAGCCUCUGGUGUUGUCCUUGGGCAAGUUGUUCCGACAGUACGUUACCUUCCGCAAGAUGAUUGACGCCCUCACUUGGCUGCCAGACGAGAACUUAAGACUUAUAGUCAUCGAUAGGAAGACAGGCAAGCCUCUGCCCACCACCUACACGGCGCCACCCAUCAUCCUCUUCCACCACAUCAACGCCUGGGAGGAGGACGGCCAUCUGGUGGUGGAUUUCUUGGGCACUAUGAACGGCCUGCACUAUACCAGCUUCUUCUUUAGUAACUUUAAAAAGUCCGACACGGAUCCUUCUAAGGUGAUCCCUGACGCCAAGGCAUGCCGGCUGGUGCUGCCCCUCGAAGUGACAGUUGAAGAGGCCAUGGAGAAGCAUCAAUUCACCUUGAAAGACACUUUGUAUACCGCUGUCAGAAAAGAAAAUGGGGAACUUCACUGCACACCGACGCUUCUCUCACCGGUGAUGUUCGAACUGCCGAGGAUCAAUUAUCUGAGGAACGGCUUGCCCUAUCGCUACACUUACGGGGUCACUGGUGGCUCGGAACUGUUCUACCAGAGGCUAUUGAAACUGGACGUGGAAACUGGCAAGACUUGGUAUUUCCAGGAGGAAGGCUACGUGGCUGCUGAGCCAAUCUUCGUGCCUAGGCCGGGGUCAACAAAAGAAGACGACGGAAUUAUUCUCUCUUCUCUGCUGAAGCUAAACGAUCCCCGCUACGUAGCGCUGUUGGUGUUGAACGCCAAGGACAUGUCGCAGCUGGCCAAGGUGCGGUUCACGGCUGAGGGAGAUGUGACUUAUCCCUUCCACGGCCAGUUCGUUGAUCCUCGCCAGGAGGUCCACUUGUACUGACAGUCGAGGAAGAGAACCACUGAAUGAUGAGAAUAUGGAUCUGAUUAGGUGCAUCUACAGCAGCAUGCGAGUUCAGAAUUACACAAGGGAGGGGUGGCACUGAAAGCAUCAUAAUGAACAUAUAUGAUUACGGUAUGCUGAAGAUUCAUCUGCUGGGUAUGCUGAAUAAUCUAUCAUUUAUUGUACUGAAGGUGUUAGUAAUGUCAAAUGCUGUUUUCUAUACUGAUGGAACACUAAGAAAAGUCAGUCAUAAUAAAACUUACAUAGGUCACAUCGCAGCUUUCUGUUAAUCUGCAUGCUAUCUUAUUUUACUACGAAGUACGAAUUGUUAAAUUAUCAUUCCCUUGGAUAACAAUUUCUCUUCGCACUAUAGAGAAACCACUUAUUGUUAUUGUAAUGGUUCAUGUUUGACUUUUGUUGAAAGACGAAAAUGUAAAGCUUUAAGUAAAAACAGUUAUUAGCGUCUCA
This is a messenger RNA of Portunus trituberculatus (swimming crab), 2351 nucleotides long. Its product is annotated as beta,beta-carotene 15,15'-dioxygenase-like. Gene Ontology annotation, biological process: retinal metabolic process; carotene catabolic process. Gene Ontology annotation, molecular function: carotenoid dioxygenase activity; beta-carotene 15,15'-dioxygenase activity. Bases 273 to 1883 code for a protein of 536 amino acids. The record is from RefSeq and is a predicted model, not a curated record. The transcript has 4 exons. Lineage: Eukaryota; Metazoa; Arthropoda; Malacostraca; Decapoda; Portunidae.